ACUGCGCGGCCAGGCGGGGCGGGGCUCGAGGCUCGGGUGCCGCCUCCUCUGCAACGCCGGGGCCAGAGUCUUAAAACCGAGGGCCCGCAGGGGUCCCCGCGGCCGCCGCGAUGCAGAAAUACGAGAAACUGGAAAAGAUUGGGGAAGGCACCUACGGAACAGUGUUCAAGGCCAAAAACCGGGAGACUCAUGAGAUCGUGGCUCUGAAACGGGUGAGGCUGGAUGACGAUGAUGAGGGUGUGCCGAGUUCUGCCCUCCGGGAGAUCUGCCUACUUAAGGAGCUCAAGCACAAGAACAUCGUCAGGCUUCAUGAUGUCCUGCACAGUGACAAGAAGCUGACUUUGGUUUUUGAAUUCUGUGACCAGGACCUGAAGAAGUAUUUUGAUAGUUGCAAUGGUGACCUUGAUCCUGAGAUUGUAAAGUCAUUCCUCUUCCAGCUACUGAAAGGCCUGGGAUUCUGUCAUAGCCGCAAUGUGCUACACAGGGAUCUGAAGCCCCAGAACCUGCUAAUAAACAGGAAUGGGGAGCUGAAAUUGGCUGAUUUCGGCCUGGCUCGAGCCUUUGGGAUCCCUGUCCGCUGUUACUCAGCUGAGGUGGUCACACUGUGGUACCGCCCACCGGAUGUCCUCUUUGGGGCCAAGCUGUACUCCACGUCCAUCGACAUGUGGUCAGCCGGCUGCAUCUUUGCAGAGCUGGCCAAUGCUGGGCGGCCUCUUUUUCCCGGCAAUGAUGUUGAUGACCAGUUGAAGAGGAUCUUCCGGCUGCUGGGGACGCCCACCGAGGAGCAGUGGCCCUCUAUGACCAAGCUGCCAGACUAUAAGCCCUACCCGAUGUACCCGGCCACAACAUCCCUGGUGAACGUCGUGCCCAAACUCAAUGCCACGGGGAGGGACCUGCUGCAGAACCUCCUGAAGUGUAACCCUGUCCAGCGUAUCUCCGCAGAAGAGGCCCUGCAGCACCCCUACUUCUCCGACUUCUGCCCGCCCUAGGCCCCAGGAUCCCCGGCCUCCAGGCUGGGGCCUGGCCUAUUGAAGCCCCCUCUUGGGAGGGGCAAGAUGGUGGGGGUGCCCCUUGCACUGUGCUCCAGCUGUGCUGGGCCCAGCUGGGGUGGGGUGCCUGAGCCUAAGUUUCUCACUCCCUUUGUGGACUUUAUUUAAUUUCAUAAAUUGGCUCCUUUCCCACAGUC
Molecule: messenger RNA, 1186 nt
Organism: Cercocebus atys (sooty mangabey)
Lineage: Eukaryota; Metazoa; Chordata; Mammalia; Primates; Cercopithecidae
Gene: CDK5
Product: cyclin-dependent kinase 5
Exons: 12
Coding region: 111-989 (292 amino acids)
Biological process (GO): synaptic vesicle transport; protein phosphorylation; axonogenesis
Cellular component (GO): cytoplasm; nucleus
Molecular function (GO): cyclin-dependent protein serine/threonine kinase activity; ATP binding
Source: RefSeq, a predicted model, not a curated record